GACCCGCGGCGCCGGCUCCAUGUGGCGCUGGCUGCGCUCCGCCCUGGGGCGGCUCCGCGGCUGCUCCGCCGCGCUGCCCGCCAUGGAGCGGGCCGUGGUGCGAUGCGUGCCCUCCGAGCCCAAGCUGAGCCUGCGGUUGGUGCUCCCCGACGGCAGCGCCAGGCACAUGCAGCGGGACCAGGCGGAGCCGCUGGGCCGGGUGCUGGCCCGCAUCGCCACCAACACCGCCAAGGGCCACGCCAAAGCGGCGAAGAAGAGCAAGAAGGCGCGGGCGGAGAGCGGCCCGGCGGAGGAAGCGGAGGCGCCGGUCGUGCGGCUCUUCUCCCGGGACGGGGAGGCGGUGGCCGAGGAGGUGCCCAACGCGGCGGCCUGGCAGGACGGCGCGGUGCUGCAGAUCGGGGACGCGCGGUACCGCGUGGAGCGCAACCCGCCCGCUCUCACCGAGCUCCAGCUGCCGCGCUCGCUGCUGGCCGGCUUCCCCGUCUGCCCCAAGGUGAGCGCCGAGUUCGCCGCCCCGCAGCACUGCCUGUUCCGCUGGUACCGCGAGCAGCGGCCCGCGGCCGGCGGGGAGGCGGCGGCGGGGGACGGCGGCCCUGGCUGGGUGGAGGCGGCGAGCACCGAACGCGUCUUCACGCCUUCCAACGCGCUGGUGGGGCUGCGUCUGAAGCUGCGGUGCACGCCCGGGGACGGGGCGCAGCGCUACGGGCCGCCCUGCGAGGUGGAGAGCAGCGGCCCCGUGGAGGCCGCGCCCGGAGCCUGCACCUUCGACUCCCGGCACCUCUACACCAAGAAGGUCUGCGGCGAGGGCUCCAUCCGCGCUGUCUCCUACAACAUCCUGGCCGACGCCUACGCCCAAACGGAGUUCUCCCGCACCGUUCUCUACCCGUACUGCGCCCCGUACGCCCUGGAGCUCGAUUACCGGCAGAACCUCCUCAAGAAGGAGCUGGCGGGCUACAAUGCCGACCUCAUCUGCUUGCAAGAAGUGGAUAAGUCCGUCUUCGUGGAUAGCUUGGCUCCAGCCCUCGAUGCUUUUGGACUCGAAGGGCUCUUCAAGAUCAAGGAGAAGCAGCACGAAGGCCUGGCUACUUUCUACCGCAGGGACAAGUUUAACCUCCUCAGCCAGCACGACAUAGCUUUCAGCGAAGUCCUGCUCUCGGACCCGCUGCAAAAGGAGCUGGGCGAGAAGCUGGCCGAGUACCCCCUGGCGAAGGAGAAGGUGCUGCAGAGGUCAUCUGUGCUGCAGGUUUCAGUUCUUCAGUCUAUGAUUGAUCCUUCCAGGAAGAUUUGUGUAGCUAAUACCCACCUAUACUGGCAUCCAAAAGGUGGGAACAUCCGCCUCAUCCAAAUCGCUGUAGCCUUGUCUCACAUCAAGCAUGUAGCCUGUGACUUGUAUCUUAACAUACCAGUCAUAUUCUGUGGAGAUUUUAAUAGUACACCAUCGUCUGGAACUUACAGUUUUAUUAAAAGUGGUGCCAUUGCUGAAGAUCAUGAAGACUGGCUCUCAAAUGGUGAAGAGGAAAAGUGCAAUAUGCCUCUACAUCAUCCUUUCAAACUGCUCAGUGCUUGUGGAGAACCUGCUUAUACAAACUAUGUUGGUGGGUUUCAUGGGUGUCUGGACUACAUUUUCAUUGACAAAAAUGCACUAGAGGUGGAACAGGUCAUUCCAUUGCCAAGUCAUGAAGAAGUAACAACCCAUCAGGCUUUGCCAAGUGUUUCACAUCCUUCUGAUCACAUAGCACUAAUAUGUGACUUAAAGUGGAAAUAGAUGAGCCCUUGCAUGGUGGUUUUCGGGAUUUUCAAACAAGAACAUAAAUUUACUCCUGGGGAAGUGGGGUUACACCCUGACUUGUAUGCAAUUAAAAGGAAAGUCAAAACGGUUCCUCCCCUUCUCCCAC
Messenger RNA from Apus apus (common swift), 1895 nucleotides. It is a transcript of the gene PDE12, whose product is annotated as phosphodiesterase 12. Gene Ontology annotation, molecular function: 3'-5'-RNA exonuclease activity. The coding region runs from base 20 to 1765 and encodes 581 amino acids. NCBI's taxonomy places the organism in Eukaryota, Metazoa, Chordata, Aves, Apodiformes, Apodidae. The record is from RefSeq and is a predicted model, not a curated record. The transcript has 3 exons. Gene Ontology annotation, cellular component: mitochondrion. Gene Ontology annotation, biological process: nuclear-transcribed mRNA catabolic process, deadenylation-dependent decay.